Messenger RNA from Amaranthus tricolor (Joseph's coat), 2295 nucleotides. RefSeq lists its product as uncharacterized. Lineage: Eukaryota; Viridiplantae; Streptophyta; Magnoliopsida; Caryophyllales; Amaranthaceae. The transcript is spliced from 5 exons. Gene Ontology annotation, cellular component: PML body; cytoplasm. Gene Ontology annotation, molecular function: single-stranded DNA binding; 5'-tyrosyl-DNA phosphodiesterase activity. The coding region runs from base 226 to 1890 and encodes 554 amino acids. Gene Ontology annotation, biological process: double-strand break repair. The record is from RefSeq and is a predicted model, not a curated record.
CUUUUCUUUUUAAUUAUCGAAUAGGUUGACGUGAAGAAAAUGUUAGAUAAGUAAUGAGGAUCAAAGCCAAAGCCAAAUGUAUAUCUAAAAAUAUGAUACUUGAUCAACUAACACAAAUUCAAUCCUCAAAAUGAUUUUUCUUACCCUUACAAAUUGAGAGAAUUUUAAAGAAUUCCAAUUAAAACCCCGUAAACAAACCCUCACUAAUCACAAAUUCAAAUUCAAAUGCUUCUUUCCACUACAACUCCAACUCUAAAGCCUCUUCUACUCCAUUCUUCCCACCAUCUUCUUCAUCAUCUUCAAUCCACCAAAAACCCUAAUAAAACCCAUCAAAAUCCCCAAUUUCAACCCAUUUUAAUUUCCUCAAUUACAAUGUUAACAUCUUCUUCUUGGUCUUGCCCUAAAUGCACGUUUCUCAACCCUCCUUCCCAAUCAUCCUCCUGCCAAAUUUGCUUAACCCCAUUUUCUCACCCUUCUUCAUCAUCUUCAUCUUCACCCCUAAAAUGGGCUUGCAAAGCUUGUACUUUUUUGAAUUUUUAUAGUCGCUCAAACUGUGAAAUUUGUGACACUCGUAAUUCAAUUAACUUCCUAGAAUUGGAUUCUACUGACCCGGAUGAUGAUCUUACCGGAGCUUCAUCUGUGGGCUCUGUUUUCUUCCCCUUGCGCCGUUGCAAUUCGGGUCGGGUUGAUGAUGAUGUGGGUUUAAAGGAAACGGUUCAAAUUCAAUCGGGUAGUGAUCAAUUUGUUGAUCAAGGUAUUCAAUUUGGUGGGUCUCGAAAUAAGCGCAAAUUACAAGACCCAGAUUCUGAGAAUGCUGAUGCUCUCCGCUCCUUCACUGCAAAGAAAAAAGAAAAUGCUUUAGGUAUGAAGGGCGUAACAUCAGCAAAGACAGAUACUGCGGACGACAGUGUUACGUUUAAGAGGAAACUCUGUGACCGAAGUAAUUUUAUCGAUAAGCCCGUCAAAGUAGAUGGAUUUCGCGAGGUUAAGUCCUCCAAGAAGAUGGUUUCAGUUUUAGAUUCUGUUAAUGAUUUUGGUGUGGAGAAUCUCGAGAAUCUCAAGGAAGUUUCCAGUGCAAUAAAGAUUCUGUCUUACAAUGUUUGGUUUGCAGAAGAUUUAGAGGUGCAUAGGAGAAUGCAAGCGAUUGGCGACCUUAUUCGGCUACACACUCCCGAUGUCAUUUGUCUUCAGGAGAUCACUCCGAAUAUAUAUUACAUUCUUCAAAAUUCUACGUGGUGGAAGAAGUAUCGUUGUUCUGUUUCUUAUGAAAGGGCUGCUUCCGAGGUUUACUUUUGCAUGCAGUUAACCAAACUUCCGUUAAAAUCAUUCCGCUGUGAACAAUUCAGCCUCACAAGAAUGGGCAGAGAACUCUGUGUAGCGGAAAUGAAAGUGAACGAGAACAAGUCACUAGUGGUGGCUACUAGCCAUCUCGAGAGUCCUACCCCAGGUCCUCCGACAUGGGAUCAAAUGAACUCGAAGGAGCGAGUCAAUCAGGCUAAAGAAGCUGUAAACUUUCUAAAAGGAUUUCCAAAUGUCGUAUUUUGUGGCGACAUGAACUGGGAUGAUAAACUCGAUGGUCAGUUCCCGUGUGCUGAAGGAUGGUUCGAUGCUUGGGAAAAGCUGAGACCUACCGAGAUUGGAUAUACAUAUGAUACCAAGUCCAACAAGAUGUUAACUGGUAACCGUUCUCUACGAAAACGUCUUGAUAGAUUUAUCUGUUGUUUGACUGAUUUCGAGGUUUGCAGCAUCGAUAUGAUUGGAACCGAGGAAAUACCCGAUCUGACUUACAGUAAGACGAGGAAAAUCAAGAACAAGAUCCAAGAAUUAACCUGUCCAGUUUUGCCAAGCGAUCAUUUCGGUUUGCUUUUGACCAUUACUAGUAUGAAGUAGUUAGGCAGUGCACUUGCCAAGUUUUCGUGCAGGGUACUUUGUUAGCGACUCUAUUUGCUUGCGGCAGGCAGCUCUUUUUGUAUAGCCGGAAAUCGGAAUGGAGGUAUGUGUGUCGGAGGACAGUGUUCCGAAUUUUUGUCGAUGGGAUCUUUAGGAAUAUGAUAAUGAAGAAAUACGUGUUGGUUUUCAAAUAUUUUUGAUGUAUCGUCGUUCUUGUGAAGCUCUACUAUCUAAGAUUGCAAAUUAGGACUGUGAGCAGUUUGAAGGAGCUCUAUCCAUUACAUAGGUUGAGCUACAAAGAAGAGCCGAGACCAGAUUUCGACUAAUUCGUUAUGAUAGUACUAGAACAAAUGUGUAAUGUAUACGCUAUUCUUUCAUGUCAAAAUUUAAGCUUUUCGUGCUGUG